AGGUACGAAUAAAAUAUUCUUCAUUGAUUUUAUACUCUCCAACGGUUUUUCCACAUUUACCUCAAAGGGUCUACAUAACUUUCUCCCAAACAACAUUUACCUCUCAAAACUCCUCGUUUCUCUCAAAUUUUCACUCUCUUUUUGAUAUAUGGAUUGCAAUUUCGCCGAGGUUUCCCAUUCUGAAAGUCCAAGGAAAUUAGCUCUGCAUGUUUUUAUACUUAUUUGUUGCAGAUAAUGGAAGUUCGAGGUAUAAGAUUUAGGUUCCUUUCGUGUUCUGAUAUCGAGUCCAUACAUGGCGAAAUAAGCCUUAUCAUUAGGGAUUUCAUUUGUGAACCAUUGAAGUUGUCAUAAGAAUGCAUAUUUCAUUGAUAUCUCAAUUGGAUUGAUUGCUCCCAUUGAUAGGAGGAAUGCCUAAGUCGCUUGCAAUCCAAAAGGCGAAAUUAAGAAAGCGAAGAGAAACAGGUAGCGUAAUAUUUGGAUUAUGAGAUGGGAAACUUACUUCAGAUAAUUUAUGGUGCUCUGGUGAAAGAACUAAGGCGGCAAUGGUUGGGGAACAGAAUCGACUGGAGAAAGUUGAUAUUCUUUGUAGCCAUCAUGACGACAGCAGCGGCUGUCUUACAGAUAUUUAUACUUCCAUAUCCCGUCUGGUUUCUCGUACCUCCAGCAACAAUUUCAUCUUAUGAAGCCUCAAAUAAAACUACGAGUGUUCAGGGUAAUCUUCCCGUUGAGCGGGUUGAGUUAUUUCAACCUGUUGAUGUUAGUAGUUUAACGAACACGACAAAAGUGGUGGAGGAAGGGAAACCCAGAGCUUCCCGACGGAGGAGGAGGAGAAGGAGGGUUAAGACUAAACAGAAACCUGAAGAGCCAAUUUUUCCUCCACCACCACCUAGAGUUGUUACCGCUUGGCAGCGGUAUGUUUGGUCCCUUCCACCUAAUGAAGCACUAAUUUACGCCAAAAAGGAGAUUGAGAACGUCUCUGAUGUUACUGAUGAUCCUGAUCUGUAUGCUCCUCUCUUUCGGAAUGUUUCCAUCUUCAGAAGGAGCUAUGAGUUAAUGGAGAACAUUCUUAAGGUUUAUAUCUACCCAGACGGAGACAAACCCAUCUUUCAUGAACCACAUCUACAGGGAAUUUAUGCUUCUGAAGGAUGGUUUAUGAGGACAAUUGAAGACUACAGGCAGUUCGUGACAAGGGACCCAAAAAAGGCCCAUUUGUUUUAUCUUCCAUACAGUGCACGCCAACUAGAGCUCGCUCUUUAUGUGCCAGACUCUCAUAACAUUAAGCCAUUGUCUAUAUUCUUGAGAGACUAUGUGAACAUGCUCGCUGCAAAGUAUCCAUUCUGGAAUCGUACCCAUGGAGCUGAUCAUUUCUUAGUUGCUUGCCAUGAUUGGGGUCCAUACACAUUGACUGAACAUGAGGAACUAGUAAAGAACACGAUAAAAGCUCUUUGUAAUGCUGACACAUCUGAAGGAAUCUUUGUUGCGGGAAAGGACGUUUCACUGCCAGAAACAACAAUAAGGAACCCAAAGAGACCACUACGAGAUGUGGGCGGCAAAAGAGUCUCUCAACGUCCAAUAUUAGCAUUCUUUGCUGGAAACAUGCAUGGAAGGGUCCGUCCUACGCUGCUCAAGGUCUGGGGUGAUAAAGAUGAUGAUAUGAGGAUCUAUGGACCUCUACCUGUCAGAGUCUCCAGAAAGAUGACAUAUGCCCAACAUAUGAAAUCCAGCAGAUUCUGUAUAUGUCCAAUGGGAUACGAGGUAAACAGCCCUCGAAUUGUUGAAGCCCUCUUUUAUGAGUGCGUUCCGGUGAUUAUUGCAGAUAAUUUUGUCCUUCCAUUCAGCGAAGUGUUUGACUGGAGUGCAUUCUCCUUGGUCGUUUCUGAGAAAGAUAUACCAAAACUGAAAGAUAUUCUUUCGGCUAUCCCUUUAAAACGUUAUCUUGCUAUGCAAACAAACGUGAAGAUGGUGCAAAAGCAUUUCCUUUGGAACCCAAGACCAAUCAGAUAUGACGUGUUUCAUAUGAUUCUACACUCAAUUUGGUAUAGCAGGCUUAACCAAAUUCAACUUUUACAGCAGUAAUGCUCUCGAAAGACUCCAAGAUGUAUCAAAAAUGAGUAAUUUUAUAAGAGUACUCAGGUUGUCUAACUGGCAUCGGUGUAAAGUGCGCAUGGCUGAUUUCUGAUGUUUCAGGCUUGGCGUAAAUGUGCAGUUCUUUGAUGUAUGGAGGUCCACUUUCAUGAAUGUCUGUAUUUAACGAGAAGAUAUGAGUGAGGGUUUGCAUGGUAGGUAUAGAAUAUCUGUACCUGUUUUUGUGUACUUUAUAGAGAUAUAAGAGCAUUGACAUUCUUUUGGACGGUGACA
This is a messenger RNA of Papaver somniferum (opium poppy), 2358 nucleotides long. Its product is annotated as probable glycosyltransferase At5g03795. Bases 487 to 2076 code for a protein of 529 amino acids. NCBI's taxonomy places the organism in Eukaryota, Viridiplantae, Streptophyta, Magnoliopsida, Ranunculales, Papaveraceae. The transcript has 5 exons. Gene Ontology annotation, molecular function: glycosyltransferase activity. The record is from RefSeq and is a predicted model, not a curated record.